AAAAACCUAAUAGACAAUAUUUUUUCUUAAAACAAGUGUGUGAGUGUGUGUGUACAUAGAAAAAUUAUAAAAAUAUAAAAUUUUUAUAAUUUAUAAAGAGUUAUUAAUUAUAAUACUUAUAUAAAAAGAAGUACUUAGUACAUACCACUAUGGAGUCCACAGGAGGCAGCUCCGGCUCUGCAAUGACGGCGGCGGCUGCCAUGCCAUCUCCGUCAGUUGUGGCUGAUGGUAGCAAAGUUUUUUGUUCUUCUCUAUUUAAAGCCACGAACUAUGAAUUUGAUCCCAGUAUUUCGGAAGAAGAAAGACGCUUUUAUCUAAAAGCCUAUCCAACAGUCGAUGUGGUGCGUGAACGUAAGACACAUUGUACAGUAUGUAAGGUACAUAUUGGUACAGCACCGGUGCAGGAGAAUGGCAUUAAAAUGCAUCCUAUCUUACGUGUGACACACUGUAAUAAAUGUCAUGAUUUUUACAAUAGCGGUGAAUUUAGUAAGGGUGAAGAUGGUUCGGAAUUGUAUUGUCGUUGGUGUGGACAAGGUGGUGAAGUGUACUGUUGUUCCAGUUGCCCGUAUGUCUUUUGUAAAUCUUGUAUUGUUAAGAAUUUAUCAAGGGGUGUAGUGGCUGAUAUUGAACAGAAUGAAAAUUGGAAUUGUUUUAGUUGUGCCCCGAAAAUAUUGUGGCCAUUGAGGGCUCAGCAUUGGGCUCUCAUGAAUUAUAUUGAACAGCAGAAAAAAGAAAUCUAUGCACUUCAUCUAAGUGAGUCGGAGUUAAAGUUAAAUUUAAGUAAAGAUCGCAGCAGGUGUUGUCGUUUGGCAAAGUCAAAAUGUGGCAAUAUGUCCGAUUCUAUGGAAAGUUUAGAUUCGGUGGCUUCGAAACGCAGUCAUGGCAGUAGCCAAUCUGCCAAGAAACCCAUGAAACAUUCGGCUACACCUUCGCCGCAACAAAUGAAUGCAGCCAAACGUGCAAAAACCAACGAUGAAGUAGUCUGUACACCAGACUUGCUCAGUAUGCUGGAGCCUGAUUGUCAAAUAACUGUCUCCCAGAAAUCUAACAGGCCUAUGAAUACUCCUUCGGCCACUACACCGAAAAUUAUGUCCAUUCAGCAGCCACAAGCCGGUUAUGGUGCAAUGUCUUCAACACCCAAAACUUCAGCACCACCACCAUUAGUAUUACGCAACACCGCUAUAAAGUUAAGGCCAGCUGCACCCCCACCAGUUGUUAGACGCACCAUAAUAGGACCACGUACUCCCACUCCGGGAGGUAAUGGCACUCCUGUCUAUCACACAAUCAAUGGUUAUCGUAUUGAUUUGAAUUCUGCUGCCCAGCAAGAGACUUUCCGUUUACCAAAUGGUAAACUUAUACAAGUUAAACGACAAGGUCCUCCUACACCCCAAAAUGCUUCGCCAACAGCAAACAAUUGGCAGCGCAUGAGCAGCCCUCAGCCACAAAGGGUCAUACCACAAACUAUAGCUUCACGGCCAGUGCAAAUUACACAACAUCCCUACAAUAUCAGUGUACAACAGCAGCCAGGACCACAUCCUCAGGUGGUGCGUUAUCACAAUAGUAUGAUUGGUUCCACCUCGAUUAGUCAGGUCAAUCAUAAUGGCACAACAAUACAAGUUGUAAAUGGUCAAAUGCCUGCUGGACCCCAACAGGCACAACAACAGCAGCAACAACAAAUUCAAUUAAGUGGCCCCGUACGUCCCGUUAUGGUACGUCAUGUCUUUCCCGACAAUCCCAUCGGUCAGGCACGUGCUGGUUUACAAGAUCAAGUCUUUAAUGCUAUGGAAAUUUGCACUCAUCUCACGAAUAAAGUUCAAACUCUUACCAAUUCGAAUGCUUACAAACAAGCUCGUAACUUUUUGGAAGUCAAAGAACUUUAUAUACAUCUUUCGUAUUUGUUGACAUAUGCCAUUGGACGUUUCAAGAGUUUGCAGGACAAAUGUUUGGGUGAUAUGCGCACGCUUGGUUUCGGCAAUGAUGCCGAUUGUUUGGAAAAUGGCCAAUUGGCAGCUGCCGUCGAUUAUGUUUGUUAUGGCCAAUUGGAUGAUGUGGAUUUGUUUAAUACCGGCACCAAUAGUUUUCACAAUCAAGUGUAUGAGUAUCGUAAAAGUUUACAUGCCAAUUUGAAAGAGGGAGAAGAUGGCGCUAAAUCUCCUCUACCGCCCAUAUUCAGUUUGGGUCAAGGUAAAUCUGAGGAGGUGGAUGAAGAUAUGGAGGGUGAGGAUAGUUUAUUAGAAGAACCCAAAGGUUUGAAAGGUCAUUGGUUAGAGGGUGGUGAAGAUUCUCCCCUACCGCCCAGUUAUAAUCAAGAAAACGAAGAAAAUGAAGAACCAGAUGAAAGCUACAUGGACAAUGAUGAUGAUGAAGUCUAUAAUCGUAGUACAACCAGAGGUGGUGGUGGAGGAGGAGGUGGAGCUUAUGGCGAUAGUUUAAUGCAAGGCACUGAAGAAUCUAUGCGAAAAAAUGAAGAAAGUUAUGUUUUUGAUCGUAAACUAACACGUCUGGUAUCGCAAUAUCCCUCGAUUUGGUGUACCCGUCAUCCAGACUAUGGCAAUUUUGAGGUAACACGCAAACAAUGGCGUACCAUAGCCUCACAUUUCGAUGGUAAUGAACAUAUAAAAUUACGCUGGAAAAACAUACGCAAACGUUUUGUACGCAUUGAAAAACGUAUAGCCGAAGGUAAACGUUUUAAUGGUCAUUUCGAUAAAGCUAUGGCAUUUUUGGCCAAUCGAGAUUUACCCGAAGAUCAAUGGGUGCCCGUGGAUUGUGGUGAAGAUGAUGGUGAUACCUAUAGUCGUCGUAAUUUAGAUGCUAUUGAACAAUCAUUACAUAUACAGGGUAAGGAUGAGCUGGUGGAACGUGCCAGAGAAGAGGAAAAGGAUAGGGGAGAUCCUUUUCAAUUUCAACCGGCUGUUAAGCCCAUUGAUGUGGAACCUUUAGAUUUGAGAAUUAUAACAUUUGUUAAAAGUAAUCCGGUAAUAUGGCGUAAAUCUAUGGAUCCCGAAGCAGAUAAAAUCGAUGAAGAAACACGACGAACUGUAUGGAAACAAUUGCAAAGAUGUGUACCACAUAUACCAGGAGAAUACAUUAAAGAUCGCUGGCAACAUUUAUAUGAAAUGUACAAAACAUUCCGUUUGAAAACUAUUAAAUCUGAAGAAGAUCGUUCCAAUUUAGAAUUAAAAUAUUCCAAAUAUUUGGCUAAACUUUAUUUUCUUUAUAAAAUCGAUGAAGAAGAAUUAAGAAAUGAAAAUAAUGGCCUGUUCGAAGACUGUUUCGAGCUAGAAGAUGACGAAGAGGAAGAAGCUGAACGUGCUGGCGAAGAGGAAACAGCAGAUUCCGAUGAAGAAGCUACAAAAAAAGAAAAUCCCAUAAAACUACAAGAUAUGCCAGAUGAUAAAGAAUUUCUAUUGGAAUUAGUAAAACUGGUGAGAGAAUAUCCUGCCAUUUGGAAUACCAAACAUAAUGAUUAUAAUGACAUUAUGGUGCGCGAUAGUUAUUGGCAAGAAAUCAAUGAAAAACUGCAAGAAUUUAAACGUGAUGUCAAGUCUAUUAAAUUACGCUGGCAAUUGGCCAAAUAUAGUUAUUAUCGUUUAAAACGUGAGCAUGGACAAAUUCUGGAAAACACCAAAAUGGAACAGUAUUGCAAAAAUUUACCAACAGAUGAAAUGAAAUUUUUGGAUUAAAUUUAAGAAAACUAUAUUUAAAUUAUGAAAAACUUUCUAAACUACAAACCAACAUACAUACAUAUAUACAUAGAUCAUAAGUAAUUUUGUUUUUAAUUUAGUUUUUAUUUGAAUUAUAUAUAUACGUAUACUCUUCUACACUUAAUCCUAAACAUCACCCAUUCUUUUCUGAACUACAUAUUGGAAUCAUAACAAUUAUAAACUUAUUAAUUAUAAAUUAUAAAAGAAAAUGAAAAAAUAAAUCAAUAAUUAUAAAUAUUAUUAUGGGAAAACAAAGGACAAGGUUU
Lucilia cuprina (Australian sheep blowfly) is the source of this 3970-nucleotide messenger RNA. RefSeq lists its product as uncharacterized. The coding region runs from base 150 to 3683 and encodes 1177 amino acids. The transcript is spliced from 6 exons. The record is from RefSeq and is a predicted model, not a curated record. NCBI's taxonomy places the organism in Eukaryota, Metazoa, Arthropoda, Insecta, Diptera, Calliphoridae.